This is a messenger RNA of Penicillium digitatum Pd1, 654 nucleotides long. RefSeq names its product blue light-inducible protein Bli-3. The record is from RefSeq and is a predicted model, not a curated record. Lineage: Eukaryota; Fungi; Ascomycota; Eurotiomycetes; Eurotiales; Aspergillaceae.
AUGUCUACCGCAGAUGCUACUAUCAAUACCAACACGGGCAAUCACCCCGUCGAUCCCUACAAGACGCAGAACUUCGAAGACCCGCCUCUCCCUCAGAAGAUCGAAGAGCUGGUUGAAUUUAUCAACCAAGUUAAAUUCGGCAUGCUGACAACCAAGCAGUCAGAGGGAGAAUUCCUGGCCUCCCGGUGCAUGGCAUUAGCCGCGACGGAGAACGGCGGCAUCGACCUCAUUUUCCACACCAACCUCUUCUCUGGCAAAACAAUGGAUCUUACCGUGCACCCCAAAGAAACCAACAUGUCGUUCCUCGAUCCCAUUAGUGGAGCCUGGGCCUCCAUCUCCGGCACUGCAUCAGUGAUUGGUGAUCCCGCUGUUGUGAAGAAGUAUUACUCACCCGCACUCAAGGCAUGGCUUGGUGAUAUGGGUGAUGGUGUGCACGAUGGUGGACCCUCCGACCCCCGGAUUGGUGUUAUUAAGCUCGAGGCCAAGUUGGCCACGCAUGUUGUUGCGCACAAGGGCCUACUUGGCCGUGCCUAUGAAACUGUGAAGGGUGCUGUGCAGGGCCGUGUUCCACAUGUCAAUGGCAUUCGGGAGCUGAGUUUGCAGGAGUUUGCAGAGUGUAUUAUUCUUCGUCCCCCUCUUGAGAUCUUGGGCUAA